CUUUGAAACCCUAGCUUCCACCUUCCACAGCUCAGCUCCGACGCGCCGCCUCCCUUCCCGGCCCUUUUCCAUGGCUUUCUUCACCGGUGGUGGCCGAUUCCGCGAGCUUCUCAGGAAGUACGGGAAGGUCGCAAUCGGAGUUCAUUUCUCAGUGUCGGCGGCUUCGAUCACUGGCCUCUAUGUCGCCAUCAAGAACAAUGUCGAUGUAGAAUCGCUACUCGAUAAGCUACACAUGGACGGAUUCUCUUCCAAAGAUACGCCACAGACAAGUCCCUCCGAAAUCACAUCGUCCGUAGACGAUGGAUUUGUGAUCGAAGAAAGACCUACAUCAGGAAUUCAAUCAACCGUAAUGGAAGAGCCGCGGAAAAGGAAUCGUACAGCCGAGCUCGCAGCGUCGACUGGCGGCGCGUUGGCUUUGGCCGUGCUUUGCAACAAGGCAUUGUUGCCGAUUCGGGUUCCGAUCACGAUUGCGCUCACACCGCCGAUCGCGAGGCUGCUGGCGAGGCGAGGAAUUAUGAGAAGUGGUUAAGGAACUGAAUCCGUCUCAUUUCUUCAUCAUCUUUCUUGUAAGUUGGAUCGGCGAUGGUCGAUUAGAGUUAAGCUUCUUCUUCUCGCGAUCAACAGAGUAUAAUAAUCCAUUUUCUACGUUCUUAUGAGAUAUUUUUUCAAGAAAAAUUUGUCAAAACAGCAAAUGAAUAAAAUCCCACUGUGAGUUCUUCCAUUUCGUUCUU
Messenger RNA from Cucurbita moschata (crookneck pumpkin), 731 nucleotides. RefSeq lists its product as uncharacterized. Lineage: Eukaryota; Viridiplantae; Streptophyta; Magnoliopsida; Cucurbitales; Cucurbitaceae. The coding region runs from base 71 to 529 and encodes 152 amino acids. Gene Ontology annotation, cellular component: mitochondrion. The record is from RefSeq and is a predicted model, not a curated record. The transcript has a single exon.